AUGGUUCUGUGGUGGUAUCAAGGAAGACCUCCCAAGGAGGUGCCUUUGGGACUAAAGGGCGACUACAUCUCCCAGCAUCGCUCGCUCAGGCCGCGGGAAGGGGAAAAAAAAAGUUUGGGCCAAGCAUUCCCGGAAUGCGAUGCGCUACCGCUGCUCAGGAAAACCUUCUCCCGCCUUCGGGGCCGGGAGAAACUUCCCCGGAAAAAGUCCGACGCGAAGGAGCGCGGCCGCCCAGCCCAGCACCUGGAGCCCAGCACUACAGAGCCAGAGCCCCAGGCCCCUGAAAGAGCCCAGGCUGGAGCAGAGGGGCCCCCCAGCCCUGAGGCAUCUCGCAGUCCUGCACGGGGGGCCUACCUGCAGAGCCUGGAGCCCAGCAGCCGAAGAUGGGUGCUGGGUGGGGCCAAGCAACCAGAGGAGGCCACUUUGGGGCCUGGGGGACCUGGCAGCGGGGAGCCCGCUGGCGAGAUCUGGUACAACCCCAUCCCUGAGGAGGACCCCAGACCCCUGGCACCUGAGCCCCCAGAGCCACAGCCAGGUUUGGCUGAGCCAGAGGGCCCAGCCCUGCAAGGUGUGGCCCCUGCCAGCCCCCCAACCAAAGCCUCACGCACCAAGUCCCCGGGCCCUGCCAGGCGCCUCUCCAUGAAAAUGAAGAAGCUGCCAGAGCUACGGCGCCGCCUGAGCCUGCGGGGCACCCGGGCUGGCCGGGACCGCGAGAGGGCUGCCCCCGAGGGCUCCGUCAUCAGCCGUUAUCACCUGGACAGCAGCGUGGGUACCUCUGGGCGGGCAGCCAUGGCUGGGAGCUCGAGGGGCCCUCGGGCUGGGUACCUCAGUGAUGGUGACUCACCAGAACGCCCAGCGUGUCCCCCGUCACCCACUGCCUUCCGGCCCUACGAGGUGGGCUCAUCUGCCCGGGCACCUCCCGCCGCACUGUGGGGCCGCCUCAGCCUGCAUCUGUACGGGCUGGGGGGGCUGCGGCCAGCACCUGGGGCUACCCCAAGAGACCUCUGCUGCCUGCUGCAGGUGGAUGGGGUGGCCCAGGCCCGCACAGGGCCGCUGCGCGGGGGGCCGGACUUCCUGCGACUGGACCACACCUUCCACCUGGAACUCGAGGCUGCCCGGCUACUGCGGGCCCUCGUGCUGGCAUGGGAUCCCGGCGUGCGUCGGCACCGGCCCUGUGCCCAGGGCAUUGUGCUGCUGCCCACGGUUUUCCGAGGGUGCCAGGCCCAGCAGCUGGCUGUGCACCUAGAGCCUCAGGGGCUGUUGUAUGCCAAGCUGACCCUGUCAGAGCAGCAGGAAGCACCGGACACAGCUGAACCCCGCGUCUUCGGGCUGCCCUUGCCACUGCUGGUGGAACGGGAACAGCCCCCAGGCCAGGUGCCCCUCAUCAUCCAGAAGUGUGUUGGGCAGAUCGAGCGCCGAGGGCUGAGGGUAGUGGGGCUAUACCGCCUGUGCGGCUCCGCAGCCGUGAAGAAAGAGCUUCGAGAUGCCUUUGAACGAGACAGUGCAGCUGUGUGCCUCUCUGAGGACCUGUACCCGGAUAUCAAUGUGAUCACUGGCAUCCUCAAGGAUUAUCUUCGGGAGUUGCCCACCCCACUCAUCACCCAGCCCCUCUAUCAAGUAGUGCUGGAGGCCAUGGCCCAAGGGCCCCCAAGCAGGGUUCCCCCCAGCGCUGACGGUACCCGUGGGCUCCUCAGCUGCCUACCGGAUGUGGAGAGGGCCACUCUGACGCUUCUCCUGGACCACCUGCGCCUGGUCUCUUCAUUCCAUGCCCACAACCGCAUGACCGCGCAGAACUUGGCUGUAUGCUUCGGUCCCGUGCUGCUGCCGGCGCGCCAGGCCCCCACCAGGCCCUGCAACCGCAGCUCUGGCCCAGGACUUGCCAACGCAGUGGAUUUCAAGCGCCACAUUGAGGUGCUGCAUUACCUGCUGCAGGCCUGGCCAGAUCCCAGCAGGUCCCCAGAGGCUCCGGACCUCGCCCCGUACCUGCGACCCAAACGACAGCCUUCGCUGCACUUGCCACUGGCGGGCCCGGAAGUGGUGACUCGGCCCCGCGGCCGGGGAGGUCCCGAGAGCCCUCCGAGCAACCGCUAUGCCGGCGACUGGAGCGUUUGCGGGAGGGACUUCCUGCCCUGUGGGCGGGACUUUCUGUCCGGGCCGGACUACGACCAUGUGACGGGCAGCGACAGCGACGAGGACGAGGAAGCCGGCGAGCGGAGGGGCGCCGCUGACUUCGAGGACGACUUCGAGGCGCCUUUCAACCCGCACCUGAACCUCAAAGACUUUGACGCCCUCAUUCUGGACCUAGAGAGAGAGCUGUCCAAACAGAUCAACGUGUGCCUCUGAGCCGGGCAGGGCGAGACCCCAGUUAAGGGCUGUGCUCUUGGUUGCUAAGCCAGUGCCCUCAUGACCGGCCUAGCUCCUUGUUGUGGGGGAGUCGCCUGGCGAGCAGCCCCCCGCCCCCGCCCGAUGUUGUGAAUCAUUUGUUUCCAGUGCUAAAUAUUUGGGCACUGGUUCCCAAGGCCAGUGACUGGGGAUUUUGGGGACCAAUUGUUGCGGCCAUUUUUUCUGAGUACCAUGGGCCUCUCCCGCUUGCUGGGCUGGUCUCUCUUGCCUCCCCUUGGCCAGGACACACCAGUUACUGUGUGCAUCAGCCCAGAUUGGUGACACACCCCGUCAGUCCUCUUGCUGCUGCCAACCAAAUCAGUAUUAGCUUUCAUAAGCAGUGCACUCCGCUUUUCCUUCAGAGGGCCCUAGGACUAUCAGGAGGUGCUGUAUGGGGCAGCCCCUAUCCUGUGCUCCAGCUGAAUGAGGACAGCCUCAGGCUUAUAGAAAAAGAGCUGGGUUCUCCACCUUCUUUUCCAGGGAAAAUCCCACAAUUGCCUCAAACCAGCUAACAGAUAUAGCAGAGUCUGGCCCUUCCCCUUCCCAAUUCUUCCCGUCCUUGAAAAAAAAUGAGCACUUAUAAGUCCUCCCUUUUGGAGAGGCCCCACCUGAAGUGUCAGGCUGGGGGCACUUUGGUACGGAAUAUAUUUAUUGCGUGCGUGCGUGUGUGUGUGUACAGGUGUGCAUGGACACAUCUGGAGUUGGCAUGUGGGGCUCUUUCAGGGACCAUGGAGCAGGAAAAGGGUUCACAAUGCCAAGGACUCUGAACUCCCUAGUAGUGGUGCCUCAGUGGGUCCCAGAGUUCCAGUGGGAGAGUAAGGUCCCCUCCUGUCUCUCGGCUCUUUCCUUCAUUUCCAUCUUUGUGGACAAUAAAUCAAUAUGCACAGGU
This is a messenger RNA of Pteropus alecto (black flying fox), 3271 nucleotides long. RefSeq names its product synapse defective Rho GTPase homolog 1 (gene SYDE1). The coding region runs from base 1 to 2343 and encodes 780 amino acids. The transcript is spliced from 9 exons. Gene Ontology annotation, biological process: signal transduction. The record is from RefSeq and is a predicted model, not a curated record. Lineage: Eukaryota; Metazoa; Chordata; Mammalia; Chiroptera; Pteropodidae.